AUGCUCGUCCUCCAGCGCCUUCGCGAGACACCCGACUACUACGAGAUGAAGCGCCUCUUCGUCGAGACCUAUCACCACUUUGUCGAGCGGUCCAGCUACCACACGAACAUGUUCUCGUGGGCGUUCAGCCUGUUGUUGUUCAAGGAGUACCACAACGUCCUGUUGACGCUGCUGACCAUCACCGGGGCGCUGUUCACGCUGACUAGUGUGUUGAUCCGCUUCGAGAUCCUGGCCGGCUCGAUGACGGACCAGCUGAUAGGUCAGCCGGAUGUUGUCCAGAAGUGCCUUCUCCGCGCCACCGUCGCCGGCGGCUUCAUGCUGAUGCUAUGCAUGUCCCAUCGGCAUGGUCUCCUCUACCUCGAGGCCUUCUACAAGUACGGGCUGGUGACGAUCGUCGGCUGCAUCAUCCUCAUCGAGCUUGUCCUCAUCCUCAUCUACCGUCCAUUUCGCGUCUUUGCCAACCUGAACGCGAUGCAGUUGAGCUGGCCGUCGGUGCGCCGCUCGCUCCGCCUCCGCACCGCCUUUGAGAUGGCCAACCUCGUGCUAGUCUACAGCUGGGUGCUUCUCCCAGUCUUCAUCGGCACGACGGUCAUCUACAACGUCCAGGAGCCGCUCACCUUCGGCGGGCACUUUCAGAAGGAGGCCAAAUGGAUCGGCCUUCUCGUGGCCCUGUUCGUCAUGUCGCCGACGUUGAUCAUCUUCACCAAGCGGAUGUACUGGCGAUACCAGAACCAGACGGCGUGGCGUAUGGAGUGGGCACCGGUGCGUCGACUGUGGGGCCCGAGGAUUGUCACUGACAGAACCCUGGCCACCCACGUCGAGCUGGAAUUCGGGAUCACCGAG
Molecule: messenger RNA, 843 nt
Organism: Mesorhabditis spiculigera
Lineage: Eukaryota; Metazoa; Nematoda; Chromadorea; Rhabditida; Rhabditidae
Source: the annotation of a GenBank genome assembly